This is a messenger RNA of Haplochromis burtoni (Burton's mouthbrooder), 2046 nucleotides long. RefSeq names its product solute carrier family 17 member 9. Gene Ontology annotation, molecular function: transmembrane transporter activity. The record is from RefSeq and is a predicted model, not a curated record. Bases 464 to 1840 code for a protein of 458 amino acids. Gene Ontology annotation, biological process: transmembrane transport. The transcript has 13 exons. Gene Ontology annotation, cellular component: membrane. Lineage: Eukaryota; Metazoa; Chordata; Actinopteri; Cichliformes; Cichlidae.
AACUGGCUUUGACCCAGAAAGCUCACAUCCCUUUUAUUAUUCCACAUUUCUAAGCUCAGAUUUGCAAUUAUUAAAAUAAACUUUUGUGAACCAUAAACUGGUUGUUUUGGCAUUUUCUGAGUUUAGAGUGUACAUGUAUGUAAAUUGUAAAAAGAUGCAAUAAUUAAAGUUAAUUUAAUCAGAUAAAAGUUCAUUGAAGAUUUUAGAUUACCUGGAUUUUGAUUUAAAAUUCAUAUCGAAAUUCAUCUGCCCUUUAUAGGGGAAACAUGCAAAUGUUGUGUCCACUAAAACCACCAGAGACCUCUGCUGUCUGCACUGCAAAUCACAACCAGGUGCAUUUGAGUUUUCUUCAAACAAGUUUGACCUGUUAGGCUCAUCUGCCUGAGGCUGUGAGGUUCAGCUAAAUGACGCUUCUUUAGUGCGGAAAGGCUGCAGAGAUAACAGAUACGGCAGUGUCCUCUGAAUGGCUGACAAACACACAUCAGGAGCCGACAAGAAGGACUCUAAUGGUUCUUUAUUGGAUCCUAAGAUUUGUGAGCCUGAUGAAUGUAAAGAAGAGGAGUCGGGAGACCGAAACCUAUGGCCAAGAUCCCUGGCUCGAAAAUGGAUCGUGAUGCUGUUUAUGGGCACCUGCUUCCUCUAUUGUGCGCGGAUGGCCAUGCCUGUCUGCGCCGUCUCAAUGGCUGCUACGUUUCAUUGGAGUAAAAUUGAUUCCGGGCUGGUUUUAGGUGGAUUCUUCUGGGGUUACUGUCUCACACAGAUCCUGGGAGGACACGCGAGUGACAGAGUGGGAGGAGAGCGUGUCCUGUUCUUCUCUGCAUCAUCAUGGGCUCUGAUCACAGCUGGCACUCCUCUGCUGGCCCAUCUUGGCUCUCACACCCUGGCUCUCAUGACUGUGGCCAGGUUUCUCAUGGGAAUAUCACAAGGUGUUUUUUUCCCAUCUUUGGCCAGCCUGUGCUCACAGCGUGUUGUGGAAGGGGAGAGAGGGUUUUUAAUGAGCACAUUGCAAAGCGGUACACAUCUUGGAACAUUGUUAGCUGGUGGGUUGGGGACCCUGAUGCUCGACCGCUAUGGCUGGGAAAGCAUGUUCUACAGUAUCGGUUUCCUGUCCGGACUCUGGGCUCUCAUUGUUUGGCAGUGUUUACUAAAAGGUGAACUUACCCCAAAGGUGAUGGAAACAAAGAAGAACUCAGAGUGGAGUCUGUCAAGAAUACCCUGGCUGAGCCUUUUUAAGAAACCGCCUGUCUGGGCCAUGGUGUUUGCUCACAUGUGUAUGUGCAGCACAUCCUACACACUGUUAUCAUGGCUGCCAACAUACUUCAAAGAAUCAUUUCCUCAUGCCACGGGAUGGGUCUAUAAUGUUGUUCCAUGGCUAACUGCAAUCCCAUCAGCACUCGUUGGAGGAUACGUUUCAGAUUUCCUCAUUAACCGAGGAUAUGGUGUAGCAUCUGUGAGAAAGAUAAUGCAGUUUUUUGCCAUGGGAGUAUCAAGUAUGUUUAUUUUACCUCUCUCUGGAGUUGUCACAUUUCCUGCAGCUGUGAUUUACAUUUGUGCUGCUGUGGGUCUCACCACCUUCACCAGCGGUGGUGUUUCUGUGAAUGUACAGGAUCUGACACCAUCGUGUGCAGGCGCCCUGUUUGGUUUUAUGAAUAUGAUGGGCUCUUUUGUGGGGGUGGUGCUGGUGUCUUUAUCAGGAUACCUGAUUGAAGUCACACAGUCAUGGUCCGUGGUCUUUGCCCUCAUCACUUUAGUAAAUGCCACGGGUCUCGGUGUCUUCCUCAUCUUUGGAGGUGCUCGCCGUGUGGACCUAGUGGAGUAUUCAAGGAUUAUUGAGAUAUGACCCAGAGUAAUUUAUGAUAAUUAAGUUUUUCAGAACAUAUUAGUCUUUAUUUAUUUAUUUAUUUAUUUAUUUAUUGAUGAAUCAGGUAAUACACAAUACAUCGCACAAAAAUGUUUAUCUGUAUGUAUGUUUGGCCAUGUUUAAAGUUCUACUUUUGGAUAGUUGCAGUGCAGCCUUUGAAUGGUGAGCACAUGUCCUUAGUUAUC